This is a messenger RNA of Oncorhynchus gorbuscha (pink salmon), 784 nucleotides long. Its product is annotated as NAD-dependent protein deacylase sirtuin-5, mitochondrial-like. Bases 70 to 363 code for a protein of 97 amino acids. The transcript is spliced from 5 exons. Lineage: Eukaryota; Metazoa; Chordata; Actinopteri; Salmoniformes; Salmonidae. The record is from RefSeq and is a predicted model, not a curated record.
GGCAAUCUCAGGACCUAGCCACCCCUGAGGACUUCUUUCAGAACUUGCACCUUUCAAGGUUGAGAAAACAUGCUGAGUCUGUGCUGUGUGAGCUGUGGACAUGUGGCUGUGAACCAGGGCAGCCCUAUAUGUGCCCUAGAGGGGAAAGGUUCCACUGACCCAGAUACCAGUGAUGCCAAGUUUCCUUCUGAGGAGCUGCCAAGCUGUGAGAAGAGAGCCUGUCAUGCUCUGCUCAGGCUCAAUAUGACCUGGUAUGGGGAAACUCUGGACUUGCACAUCCUGACCAAGGUGGAGACAGUACUGGACACCUGUGAUCUGUGUCUCGUGCAUUUGUGGAAUUUAUGUUCAAUCUGUAUCUUAUGAAUCUCAUUCAUUAUUUGUGGCAAAUGCCCUCUUUAAACACCCACUUUUGAUAUACAUUAUGCACAAGAUAUAAUAUAUGAGGGGCCUCCCGAGUGACGCUCUCCAGUGGUUAAGGCUUCACUACAGAUUCAGGUUUGAUCCCGGGCUGUGUCACAGCCGUCCACGACACUAUUAUAAGAUGUAAUGUUUUUGUUUUAAUAAAAGUUUUUAUUUUGAGAUUUAGUUUAGUACAUUUUUGUAGGGGAAAACAUUAUAUUUCAUCAAACGGGGAUACUUCAUCAAAACAGCGCAAAAAAAUGUGUUUUAUUCUACUGCAUCACACAGUUCAGGUUUAAAAUCAGUCAGCUUUAAUGGCUCAUUAGACUUAUAUCUGAUCAAAUGUGUGUCACUGAUUCCCCCUCAGGAGACUGAAAAGAUUUGG